AUGAGCGCACUAUCCCUUGUCGAUAAGAUUCACAACUUCCUAGACUUCAGCUCCGUACACGACGCACUUCAGAUGGCGAGAACCGAAUCGAAGACUGCAGUGGAAAGCACGAUGCAGGCUCUCGACGACAUCAAGAAAGAACUUAAACAGGCAGCUAACACAGAACAAAGCAAAAACAAGCACAUAGAAAACAUCAAGACAAUGUCAACUAACCAACUCAAAAGCGGUGACCUUAGCAUCAAGACGGUCUCGGCCGGCGAUAUGGAAGCACUCCGACAGUUCGCUGAAGACUGGGAGCGCCGGCUCGGUAAUGGAGCCACUGUUCGCAUCCCUACAUACGGUGUCCUCGUGCACGCUCUCCGCGCCAAGUCGAUGGAUAUGAGCCGAUUCGAAAGACAUCAGGGACGACAUUCUGCAGGAAAAUAG
This is a messenger RNA of Metarhizium robertsii ARSEF 23, 426 nucleotides long. Its product is annotated as gag-like protein. NCBI's taxonomy places the organism in Eukaryota, Fungi, Ascomycota, Sordariomycetes, Hypocreales, Clavicipitaceae. The record is from RefSeq and is a predicted model, not a curated record. The transcript is spliced from 2 exons. Bases 1 to 426 code for a protein of 141 amino acids.